This is a messenger RNA of Peromyscus eremicus (cactus mouse), 922 nucleotides long. RefSeq names its product small nuclear ribonucleoprotein D1 polypeptide (gene Snrpd1). Lineage: Eukaryota; Metazoa; Chordata; Mammalia; Rodentia; Cricetidae. Bases 478 to 816 code for a protein of 112 amino acids. The record is from RefSeq and is a predicted model, not a curated record. Gene Ontology annotation, biological process: spliceosomal snRNP assembly; RNA processing. The transcript has 5 exons. Gene Ontology annotation, molecular function: RNA binding. Gene Ontology annotation, cellular component: SMN-Sm protein complex; precatalytic spliceosome; U1 snRNP.
GCGGCCCCGCGUGGCUUCCCGGAAUGGAGGGGCCGAACUGCCUCUGCCCACUACGAAUCCCGCGGCUUAAACGGAACAGUGGCCGGUUUUCCUUGCGAGUCGGGCUACUUGCACCUAUGAGAACUCAAAACUAGCAUGCUUUUAUCCGCAAAUAACGACGCCGAUUUGCCAGACGUUUUAGAUUAAGUUCUCCUUUACUUUUGACCGGUUAUCUGAACUAUGUAACUCGUUAAUGUAGGCUUUCGAUUCACGAAAGAUAAUGUCCCGGGAUGAGGCAGAAGUUAACAAGUUAAUUUCUCCCGAUUGCACUGAUUGUGUCGGUUAGUGGAGCCUGGUUUGCUGUAUAUCAUGAUAAAAAGAAAUUAGGGCAGAAGAAGAGUAGAUGAAAUGAAGGACAGACUGCCGUCCAACGGGAGAAUUAUAAAGGCAGAUUUGUUCCUUAGAACAGACAAGAAAGAGAAGAAUUCCUGAUUUUUGAUGAAAUUGAGUCAUGAAACUGUAACCAUUGAGUUGAAGAAUGGAACACAAGUCCAUGGAACAAUCACAGGUGUAGAUGUCAGCAUGAAUACACACCUUAAAGCUGUGAAAAUGACCCUGAAGAACAGAGAACCUGUGCAGUUGGAAACCUUGAGCAUCCGAGGAAAUAACAUUCGGUACUUUAUUCUACCAGACAGCUUACCUCUGGACACAUUACUUGUGGAUGUGGAACCUAAGGUGAAGUCUAAGAAAAGGGAAGCUGUUGCAGGAAGAGGUCGAGGCCGAGGUAGAGGAAGAGGACGUGGUCGCGGAAGAGGAAGAGGGGGUCCUAGGCGAUAAUGUCUUUCAAGAUUGCUGUUUCAAAGUGAUAAGGAAUUGGGGGAUAGUUUUUGUACAGGUUUUGUUUGUUUGUCAAUUUUUAAUAAACGUUAAGUGUGGGGAUGGA